UCCCUGGCUCCCUCUCUAAUUGCAGCCAAACAAGCGACAGCGGACGGCUCACCUGUUUUAAUUGAACUAUCGCGACAAGUUGUCCAAGUGACGUCGAUGCGACCGGUCGACUGCUUCCAAUUGUCUAGGGAGAUCUAAGGAUUUCCGAGCCAAAUUGAAGCGCCGAAAAAAAAAAAAAAAGACUGCAGCAGUCGCGCGACCGAGGGACGCGCCGCUCACCAGGCCGACGACACAAGUGAGGCAGUCUGCAACGGAGCAGCAGCGAGCGAGCACAGGCAUCUCAGCCUGUGUGUGUGUGAGUGUGUGUGUGUGUGCAUGGAGGCAGGACAGAGGGCUGUGAGCGCCUCGACAUGGACCACCGGUAACAGACUCGGUGUAGAACAACAAAUGAUUCUGAUGCAGCUGCUUCAUCUGUGAGCUUCUUUUUUUGAAGGGGAGAGCAGAAACAUUGACUUUUGACGCGCGGGUAAAAACUCUGGACUCUGGUUUUCCACACUGCCAGUGCUGGAAGCAAGAGCUGCUCCAACGUUUUAUUCCUGGCAUCGGCUGGCACGCUGAGAUCCAUCAGCACUGAAACCUCUUUUUGCGCAAGUGGUCUGUGCGCCCCUGCGUUUGGAGCCAUGGGUUGUACAGUGAGCGCCGAGGAUAAGGCAGCCGCGGAGAGGUCAAAGAUGAUUGACAAAAACCUCCGAGAAGACGGAGAGAAGGCAGCCAGAGAAGUGAAAUUGCUGUUAUUAGGUGCCGGGGAGUCUGGGAAGAGCACCAUUGUAAAGCAGAUGAAGAUCAUCCAUGAGGAUGGCUACUCAGAAGACGAGUGUAAGCAGUACCGAGCAGUGGUUUACAGUAAUACCAUCCAGUCCAUUAUGGCCAUUGUUAAAGCCAUGGCCAGUCUCAAGAUAGACUACAGCAACCCUGCCAGAGUGGAUGAUGCCCAGCAGCUCUUCGCCCUGUCUGCAGCUGCUGAAGAGCAGGGUGUUCUUCCCGAUGACCUGGCCAACGUGAUCAGGCGAUUGUGGGGUGACAGCGGCAUACAGAGUUGCUUUGCAAGGUCGCGAGAAUACCAACUCAACGACUCAGCAGCAUAUUACCUGAACGACCUGGAGAGGAUAGCUAAAGCAGAUUAUAUCCCCACCCAGCAGGAUGUGCUGCGAACUCGGGUCAAGACCACUGGCAUUGUGGAGACUCACUUCACUUUCAAGGAACUGCACUUCAAAAUGUUUGAUGUGGGAGGCCAACGCUCAGAGAGAAAGAAGUGGAUUCACUGUUUUGAAGGAGUCACAGCCAUUAUCUUUUGUGUUGCACUGAGCGCUUACGACCUGGUGCUGGCUGAGGAUGAGGAGAUGAAUCGAAUGCAUGAGAGCAUGAAGCUGUUUGACUCCAUCUGCAACAACAAGUGGUUCACUGAGACCUCCAUCAUCCUCUUCCUCAACAAGAAGGAUCUCUUUGAGGAGAAGAUUACACGCAGCCCCCUUACCAUCUGCUUCCCGGAGUACACAGGAGCCAACAAGUUCGACGAAGCGGCCAGUUACAUUCAGACCAAGUUUGAGGACCUGAACAAGAAAAAGGACACCAAGGAGAUCUACACCCACUUCACCUGUGCCACUGACACCAAGAACGUGCAGUUUGUCUUUGACGCCGUCACUGACGUCAUCAUUAAGAACAACCUGAAGGACUGUGGUCUUUUCUAAAGGACGAUGCCCGACGCGCACAGACUGCAUGAGAGACUGCAACAGCCAUGUGAUGAUUACUGCUUUUCAUAAUGAAAACCAUAACAGACUUGAUUCUUAGGGGGGGAAACCUCAAAGAACUUAAACAAUCACUGAUUUGCAACCAUCAUGUUUUGAGUCUAUUGUGUUAUUAUUAUUAUUAUUUUUAUAUAUAUUUCUCACUGCUCUUGAUCAGGGGUUCUCAUACUAUUCAUACUGAGUUCGGAUUAAAUACUGAGCACAUAGAUAUUUGACCUAGAACCCCCCCUCACUGGAAAAGAACCACGAACAGUCCAGGCACUCACCAGAGAAUUGGCGUUUUUUCAAUUAGACGUAGAACAUAAAUUAUAUGCGCUGACUGGCUGAAGUGGAAACUAACUGUGGGAAGUAAAACUUGUCAUAAUAAGAAAAUUAUCUCAUCAUGCCACAUGACAAAUGAAAAUACAAUAAAAUUUAAGUAUUUUUCUUCCUCAAUAAACCUUAAAGGACCGUUUUGAGAGCCAUUUGUUUAAAUGGUAGUUGUCUCAUUUUUUUUUAUAUUCAGAUUUCUGUUUAAUUUGAUAGGUUUUUGUUUCCAUUUCCCUUUUGCUUUUGAAGUUUAUUAAGCGGAUACGGUACAAAAAAAGUUUUUAUAAAAAUCACAUUAACUUAUGUUAACUAGCGUUGGCAUUUUCUGAACCUUUUGACUGCACAGAGCUUAUUUUUUAGAAGAAAACAAACAAGCAUGGAGAAUGGAAAUGGAUGAAGGGAAAAUGUUUUUUGUACAAUGUUUACACAGAAUCAAUAUUCACAGUUGUACUAUAGUGCAUUGUUCUGCAUGACUGUCCAUAGAUUAGCCUGUAACACCCCCCCCCCACAAACUGAAUAACAUUCCUUAAGUAACUUCUUUAAAGAAA
Messenger RNA from Seriola dumerili (greater amberjack), 2602 nucleotides. Its product is annotated as guanine nucleotide-binding protein G(i) subunit alpha-2. Gene Ontology annotation, molecular function: G protein-coupled receptor binding; GTPase activity; G-protein beta/gamma-subunit complex binding. The transcript is spliced from 9 exons. The record is from RefSeq and is a predicted model, not a curated record. Bases 621 to 1688 code for a protein of 355 amino acids. Gene Ontology annotation, biological process: gamma-aminobutyric acid signaling pathway; adenylate cyclase-modulating G protein-coupled receptor signaling pathway. NCBI's taxonomy places the organism in Eukaryota, Metazoa, Chordata, Actinopteri, Carangiformes, Carangidae. Gene Ontology annotation, cellular component: heterotrimeric G-protein complex.